This is a messenger RNA of Paramisgurnus dabryanus, 761 nucleotides long. RefSeq lists its product as uncharacterized. NCBI's taxonomy places the organism in Eukaryota, Metazoa, Chordata, Actinopteri, Cypriniformes, Cobitidae. The record is from RefSeq and is a predicted model, not a curated record.
UGGGCGAGCCGUAGUAGCUUUGUAUUUUUUGUUAAUGUGCUAAUGCUUCAUUUUUAAAAUGCUAUGGACAUUAUGGCAAACUCAAUUCCUUUAUAACUCAAAACGGUCAUUUAUGAGCGAUUGAUUCACAUAAGUUGACGAGAAAGAGUUCCCUUGACUCUCCGACUCUCUGUCUAAAUUCGGCCAUGCGUCGUGUCAAAUCACGGGCGGACAAAAGCAGCAUCGAUGUAGGUCCUGUUAGUGCUCCUCCACCACCGGCCUCAGUCCAACCUAUAGUAGAGACUAUGGACACUGCAGCCGACGACCACCUCACUGACAUGAUCACACAAGAGGAGGGGGAGGAGGUGGCGGUGGACAUCAUAGCAGAUGUGAUGGAAAAUGUAAUGGACAGAUGCUGUCAGGUGUAUCUAAAGAGACAGCUGAUACCUUUCUCAGUUUGGUGGGCGCGAAAUAACCUGGUGCAGACGCUUGAAUGUCUUUUCCUUAUGAGGGAUGAGGGGGAUGAUCCAGAACGUGAACCUUUUUGGAAAGAGGACCCAGAACCUCAGCCUGGGGCUAUUGAUUCUUGGGCUGAGGGUUGUGUGCCUGUGGUGCAUGCUGCUCAGAUAUAACACACACCUUUAUGAUAGCUUCUCUUUUAUCUCUAUCUUCUCCUUCCACAUGGUAUCCCACCAUCAGCUGAUACACAAUAACACCAAUCACAGAACCAAUGAAUGGGACAAAGACGGGUACAAGAGACCAGAAAGAGUUUGCUCUGUGAU